Molecule: messenger RNA, 2928 nt
Organism: Gavialis gangeticus (Gharial)
Lineage: Eukaryota; Metazoa; Chordata; Crocodylia; Gavialidae
Gene: KIF2A
Product: kinesin family member 2A
Exons: 21
Coding region: 39-2192 (717 amino acids)
Biological process (GO): microtubule-based movement
Molecular function (GO): microtubule motor activity; microtubule binding; ATP binding
Source: RefSeq, a predicted model, not a curated record
CCAUGCACUGAACAAUAACUGGCCGAAUACAUCAAGCUAUGGUAACAUCUCUAAAUGAAGAUAAUGAGAGUGUAACUGUCGAGUGGAUUGAAAAUGGAGACACUAAAGGCAAAGAGAUUGACUUGGAGAGCAUAUUUUCACUUAAUCCAGAUCUUGCACCUGAUGAAGAUAUUGAACCCAGCCCAGAGACACCACCACCUCCUACUCCCUCAGCCAAAGUAAACAAAAUAGUGAAGAAUCGACGGACUGUGGCUCCUAUUAAAAAUGAAACUCCUGCCAGAGACAACAGAGUGGUUGGUUCUGCACGGGCACGUCCUACUCAACUUCCUGAACAGUCUUCCUCUACACAACAGAAUGGUAGUGUUUCAGAUAUAUCUCCAGUUCAAGCUGCAAAAAAGGAAUUUGGACCUCCUUCACGUAGAAAAUCUAAUUGUGUGAAAGAGGUUGAAAAAUUGCAAGAGAAGCGUGAAAAAAGGAGGUUACAGCAGCAGGAACUCAGAGAAAAAAGAGCUCAGGAUGUUGAUGCCUCAAAUCCAAAUUAUGAAAUUAUGUGUAUGAUAAGAGAUUUUAGGGGAAGUUUGGAUUAUAGACCACUGACAACUGCAGAUCCUAUUGAUGAACACAGGAUAUGCGUUUGUGUACGAAAACGGCCACUCAAUAAAAAAGAAACGGUAAUGAAAGACCUUGAUGUAAUAACAAUUCCUAGUAAAGAUGUUGUGAUGGUACAUGAACCGAAACAAAAGGUGGAUUUAACAAGGUACUUAGAAAACCAAACAUUUCGCUUUGACUAUGCCUUUGAUGACACAGCUCCUAAUGAAAUGGUUUACAGGUUUACAGCUCGACCAUUAGUGGAGACCAUAUUUGAAAGGGGCAUGGCCACAUGUUUUGCAUAUGGACAAACUGGCAGUGGAAAAACCCAUACUAUGGGUGGUGACUUUUCAGGAAAGAACCAAGAUUGUUCUAAAGGAAUUUAUGCACUUGCUGCUCGGGAUGUCUUUUUAAUGCUAAAGAAACCAAAUUAUAAGAAGUUAGAACUUCAAGUAUAUGCAACAUUUUUUGAGAUUUACAGUGGUAAGGUUUUUGACUUGUUGAACAGAAAGACCAAAUUAAGAGUGUUGGAGGAUGGUAAACAGCAAGUCCAGGUUGUGGGACUGCAGGAACGGGAGGUCAAAUGCGUUGAAGAUGUUUUAAAGCUGAUUGAAAUAGGCAACAGCUGCAGAACAUCUGGUCAGACUUCUGCAAAUGCACAUUCAUCUCGGAGCCAUGCAGUAUUUCAGAUUAUUCUCAGAAGGAAAGGCAAACUACAUGGUAAAUUUUCUCUGAUUGAUCUGGCUGGAAAUGAAAGAGGAGCAGAUACUUCAAGUGCGGAUAGGCAAACACGACUGGAAGGUGCAGAAAUUAACAAGAGCCUUUUAGCACUCAAGGAGUGCAUCAGAGCCUUAGGCCGAAACAAACCUCAUACUCCAUUCAGAGCAAGCAAACUUACUCAGGUGCUAAGAGAUUCAUUCAUAGGAGAAAAUUCCCGUACCUGUAUGAUUGCUACUAUUUCUCCAGGGAUGGCCUCAUGUGAAAACACUCUAAAUACACUGAGAUACGCAAAUAGAGUAAAGGAAUUUGGAAUUAGUCCUUCGGAUAUUCCCUUCUCACAGGGUAGUGGCAGUCGCUCUGAUCUCUCUCCUUCCUAUGAGUAUGACGACUUUUCUCCUUCAAUCACCAGAGUAAAGGAAUUAACAGUGGAUUCUAGUGCUGCAGGAGACAUUCGUCCAAUCAUACACCAUGCUCCAAAUCAGAUUGAUGAUCUAGAGACACAGUGGGGUGUAGGGAGCUCACCUCAGAGAGAUGAUCUCAAACUACUUUGUGAACAAAAUGAAGAGGAAGUUUCUCCGCAGUUGUUUACUUUCCAUGAAGCUGUGUCACAAAUGGUAGAAAUGGAAGAGCAAGUAGUAGAAGAUCACAGGGCUGUUUUCCAGGAAUCUAUAAGAUGGUUAGAAGAUGAAAAAGCCCUUCUAGAGAUGACUGAAGAAGUAGACUAUGAUGUGGAUUCCUAUGCUACACAACUUGAAGCAAUUCUAGAACAAAAAAUUGACAUUCUGACUGAACUCCGAGAUAAAGUGAAAUCUUUCCGGGCAGCUCUACAAGAGGAGGAACAGGCCAGUAAACAGAUCAAUCCGAAGAGACCGCGUGCCCUUUGAAAUGGGCCUCUGCUGCUAAAGGCUCCCCUGAACCCUUACUGCUGUAGCAUACAGUUGUAAUGAAACGGUGGCUGUAAGAACUCAACUACUUGAAAGUGUAAAAACUUUUGAAAUGUCUGUGGAAAUGUCCUGUUUCUUCUUCACCCCGAUGACAUUUUCAGUUUUGUGUGAAACACUCCUAUGAUGUCUACAAAAUGCUUCUAGACCAGACAGCACAACCAUGCAGGGUUCGGAUCUGUGAAGCACUUUGUUUAAAAUAGUUCAUUUAUUCAAAUUGUGAAUCUUUGUUUUGGAAAUCUUUGCCAUUUUUUGAUAAUGAAGUAAAACUGUGGACUUGAAAAUCUUCACAGUAUUUCCUUUUAAAUCUGUUCAGUUUUGUUACAAGGCCCAGCUGUGCAGUUCUCAGUUGUUUGCUUGCAUGCACACCUCAUCAGUGAUUGUACAUAACUGCUCUUCUAGAGACAGCUGUGCUUACCUCUCCCCAUUCUGUGCCUUGAUGAAGGCUACUUGAUCCUAAACCUUCUCUUUCUGAAGCACAGCCUUAAUAAACAACAUUCCUUAUUUGUCAAUGUAAAUUGCUUUUAGUGUGUGUACAUUUUUAAUGUGUUUCUGGUGACUAGUUCAUUUCACAGGAUGUGCCAUAUCAUUGAACAGGAACUAAAAGAGCUGUUAGAGUGGACAGACAGCUGGAUGUUCCAUUCUCCUUAUUUAAAAAAAAAAAGAAAAAGAAAAAAAA